Messenger RNA from Physcomitrium patens, 1144 nucleotides. Its product is annotated as protein RAFTIN 1A. The record is from RefSeq and is a predicted model, not a curated record. NCBI's taxonomy places the organism in Eukaryota, Viridiplantae, Streptophyta, Bryopsida, Funariales, Funariaceae.
AACACGUCUAACUUGCCUGUGCUGUUGGAGAUGUUCGGCGUUCUGCCUAGCACUCAGCUGGCCACUGAUAUGGGCACCACCGCGUUCCUUUGCGGCAGUCCGGCACUGCCGGGAGAGUCCCGGUCUUGUCCCAUUUCUAGAAUAGCUGUGGCGCAGUUCGUCUCGGAGCAGUUGAAGGUGAACGUGGUGGAGGUGCUGGCAACCAGGAUUGGCACAGUUGCCGAUGCAGUGCCGUUGGAUCACGAGCCUAUUUAUACAAUUGUCGACUUCGCAGUCGGUUCAGAGGAGCAGGGCAAAAGAAUCAUCAUCUGCCACAACGUGAAUUUUGCCUCCCAGGUAUACUACUGCCACAGCGUCACGAAAACAAAGGUUGUGCUUGCGACGUUGCGUCUGAAAGCAAACGGAUCCACCAUCAAGGCCUCCGCGGUUUGCCAAAUUGACACAAUGCUGUGGGAUUCCUCGCACCCGGCGUUUGCUGCUCUCUGGAUCCCAAGGGGUUCAGAGGUGUGCCAUUUUUUGGUGGACAACGAUGUACUGUUUGCUCCUGUCUUUGGGGUUAAUGCUCACGUUGUCCAAUUCCUGGAUGGGUCGCUGGAAAUUUGAGGCCUGUCUAGCAAUGCCAUUGAACGUUUCUCGAGGGGAAGAGAUUGAGCUCAGGCACGAAGACUUUGUGGUUUUGAAUGUCUCAUCGAACCAAGAUCUCGUAACGCAGCGACCUGCCUGUCUUUACAUAUGUACAUUUGUUGUUGUCCUCUGUCGUACAUACCAUCUUAAAGUUUUACUUGAACAUCCUUAAGCGCAGAACCAUGUCAAUCGCCGCCGUAAACCAUAAUAUACAAAUUAAAAGUGGUCGACAGCGUCCAUAGUUCCCAAAAAAAGCGAGCAGUAGCGUAAACAUGAAAGAAUACAAAUCCUUCCAGUCUACCUGCUCGGGUGACAUACAGAAUACUAUCAGACUUAUACCUUCAAUAUAUCUGCGGUUUAUUCCUGUGUUCUAUCCAAGUUUUGGGCUAGGAAUUUGUAGAACGUAUUCUUCUACGGAGAUGCUCAGAUUUUUAACAAAGCCUCGGGUUUCUGCGCUUACGCAUGUGUACAGUUUUUAUUCAUACCCAAGUGCUGUCCAUCUUAAUGAUCAGAUGUUAAU